CCUAUCUCACUCUCGCUUUUGCCACCUCCUACACUCCAGUACCUACCGCCCUGCCCUCUCUUGGCCUUUCCUUCCCGGGCCGAACGAAUCAACAACUUGAAGAUGACGGUAUCCCCAACACCCGAGGAGCUCCCUCAUCUCUGGCAGAAGCCAGUCUACGCCACGCUCCUCGAUGUCCUUCAGCGUCUCCGUCAAGAGCCUCGAAUCUGGGGGCUCAAGGAGUCUCGGGAAGAAAUCCUUAAGGCGCAAGCGGCUAGCAUGGCCGAGGUGGCCUUCAACCGGCAAGAGAUCAUCUCGUUCCUCUCAUCCAUUAUCAAGAGCGGCUUGCCAUGGCUUGACAGCGACGAACAGCGGGAGGACAUCUGGGAGGAGGCUAGUAGGCGGUUGUCGGAAAGGUGUGGUCGGACAGGUAUGUGCAAAGAGUUCGUAGAGGGAGAGGGGACUUUGGGUCGUCCCAGAGGGGCUGGAUAUGAAAGGUCUCAUCAAACGAUUGGAUGGUGUGAAUGAACGGUAGUAUUGAUGAUUUAUGGGGUUUUCCGCAUCUGUAGCAAUGGGCGAAAUCAUACGCCGAUGGCCCUUCCGGGAUGGGAAGAACGUGUCAUCUGAAUGCGGCAGCGACUUCGACCUAGCCAUUCGCGAGCCUCCCCUGACUGGCGAUUCCCUCGGCCUCAAAACCUGGGGAUCAUCGUACGUUCUCGCCCAGCUUCUCCCGCAGUUUGCGGCUGGUCCCUUGGCGCACCUCUUUCUAGGAGAGGAGCCUCUCGACGUACUGGAGCUCGGGUCUGGCACCGGCCUUCUGGGUAUAGCGGCCGCCUGUCUCUGGAAGGCCGACGUGACCCUGACCGACCUACCCGAUAUCAUCCCCAACCUCUCGCACAAUGCUGAGCUCAACCGGGAAACAGUGGAAGCGCGCGGGGGAAGAGUUGAGGCGGCUGCGUUGACCUGGGGUAGCGAUGACUAUGCGGGGGAAACUCAUCCGCGCUUUAGGGUGUCAAACCGCUACAAGCUCAUCAUUGUAGCGGAUCCCCUCUACGAUGACCAUCACCCGGAACUCCUCUCCUCCGCCAUCAAUACACAGCUCUCCCUUGAGAGUGACGCCAGAUUACUGGUCAUGGUGCCCCAGAGAGAUGAGACCACGAAGGGCUUGACCAAGUCUCUCCGUUGCAAACUGGAACAAGCAAGCAGUCCCCUGACGUUGGUCGAGGAUGCUAUCGCUUCUGGUGAGGACGAUUGGGGCGAGGGAGAGACGGAUGAGACUGAUCGUGUUGGGUUUUGGUGGGGAGUUUAUCGGCGAGAGAAGCCUUCUUGGUAACCAUCGGCUGCAUGCUAUAGUUGAGAGAGCGGCGCGGAUUGAGAAAGCUGACACCGCUGUGGGUGGUUUUUCAUCGGUUAUAAAGCUUAGAACAAGACCUAAUAAGCAUAUAGAUACUAGAUAUCUUAGUUAGACUGCUUAUAGACUCAAACAAUAUCACUUUCAAC
Neurospora crassa OR74A is the source of this 1479-nucleotide messenger RNA. RefSeq lists its product as hypothetical. Bases 527 to 1312 code for a protein of 261 amino acids. NCBI's taxonomy places the organism in Eukaryota, Fungi, Ascomycota, Sordariomycetes, Sordariales, Sordariaceae. The transcript has 2 exons. The record is from RefSeq and is a predicted model, not a curated record.